UUUCUAUCACUCGAAGUGGACAGUGGGCUUGAAAUGACUCAGCCUCUUUAAAAUAAGGCAGCUCUCCAGAUCCGCCGAUAGAAUCAAUCUACGGUUUGUUCUUUAAACAUGCAACCCGAAGAGCCUAAUUUCAGGAGUACAGGGAAGAACGUUUAAAGUUCUCGUGGCAAAAAGCCACGAUCGGGACAAAAGCAGAGGUUGCUUCCUUGCACACAACUUUUUCAGGUGCUAGAAUGCAAGCAAGAAGCACGCCCAGACCCCGACCAGGUUGCAUUGGGAUGCAAAUGAGCUGAAGCGCGUGCUCCUCGCAAGGAAGAGGGAUUGUUUAUGGAACCUCAGCCAGAGCCACGCGCCGGGCGUACGAAGUUGCCAAGCGAGCUUCCCAUUGGGUGGGAGGCAGCUGGGGAGCCAAGCGGGCGGCGGGGAUUGUGUGUGUGUGUGGCGCACGGCGCGUCGCGUGCUGCUCCCGGGGGCCCGCGAGCGGCGGCAGUAGCAGCGCGUGUUGAUAAGGGGCCGAGCAGCGAGGACCUCGCAGUAGAGGCGUCUUGACAGAGCGCAAAGGAGCAAGCCUGCAAGAAAGGAGAAAGGAAGCCGCGUUCCUUCCAAAGGCAGCUAGGAGUCCUUGCACAGGUUGCGCACCCAAUUUUGACAUCCUUAAGAAGCGAAGCGCCCAUUUUUCAAUCUUUGGUUUGUUUGUUUGUUUUUGUUUUUUACCGCCGCUGAUUUUGGGCAGCAAACUCGGACUUUUCGCAAAUUGCACCUACACGAAGACCAACACCGGGGUAAAUGCCCCACGAUGAACAGCGGGGCUCUAGGAACAACCAUGCAACCAACAGCCCACGCCGUUUGCAAAAGUUACUCGCUGCACGGUUACAAUAGCAGCGGCGGCUCUUUGGGGCUCAAGAUGCAAGCGGGACACAGCGCGGGUUCCUCUUCGUCCGGGAUGCCCCAACCGUGGGGUGUUGCCACGGGCUGUUCCGGCCAGAUUCAGCCGUCCAACUCGGCCACGCGCUGCAAAGGCUCCAAGCGGCGCUCGAGCUCGCCGGAGCUGCUGCGUUGCAAGAGGCGCUUAGCCUUCCCGGGUUUGACAGCGCAGCAAGGCGGAGGAAGCGGCGGCGCGGCGGCCGUGGCGCGGCGCAAUGAGCGGGAGAGGAACCGCGUCAAGCUGGUGAACCUGGGUUUCCAGACCUUGCGCCAGCACGUGCCCAACGGCGCAGCUGCCAAGAAGAUGAGCAAAGUGGAGACCCUCCGCUCCGCCGUGGAAUACAUCCGCGCUUUGCAGCAGUUGCUGGACGAGCACGAUGCCGUCAGCGCCGCCUUCCAGGACGGUCUCCUGCCGGCUGGCCGUGACGCUGCCUCCGUUGCUUGCGCUGGAAGCGGCAGCAGCUCGUAUUCCUCCGCCUCGCCCUCUUUUGACGGCCACGAGGGCAGUUCUGUGCCGGGUUCCCCGCGCUCGGCUUAUUCGUCGGACGAGAGUGGCUACGAGGGGGCGCUCAGCCCGGAGGAACAGGAGCUGCUCGAUUUCACGAGUUGGUUCGGGAACUGCUGAGCUGGAACGCAAUACUGAAAGCAACACUGUGUAGAACCUCAGUACCUCAUUGUCCCAGGCUCCGAUGCAGCAGAAGAGCACCAGGAAUAUCCUAUUUUAACAUGCACCUAACUCUCUUCAAGCCUCAUUGCAAAGGAUGUUGGACAGUCAGAUCUUUCUAACUACAUUCUCUGGGUGUUUGUUUAUGAAACAAAAGACUGGUGAUUUUGAUUCUUUUUUUAAAAAAAGUGCAAUUAUGUAAAUACUUUCUAGGGGCCAUAGUUUUUAUCUGCUGUUGUACAGCAGUUUAUGGUACCCUCUGACUCUUGAACAACCAAUGAAAAGGCUGCUUCUCUGAAUCUAGUGGCAGCUAGAGAUCUGUUGGGCUUCCAAUGUAAUGUCUGUCAACUUUAUAAGGGGAGGGGUGAAAUAAUUAAAACUUGAUGUUUCCUUUUUCUGAAUGGGAAGGGGACUAUUUGAACGUCAGAAGUAGACUUUAUUUGUGUAACUUGAGCUGCCUAAGGGAACAAAUAUGAAGACUUAUUUUUGUGCAAGUCUCCUUAAUGCAAGAGGAAAGAUUUAUAGAAAAUUGCUUAUUAACCCUAUCAGCUAGAAAGUUUGAGAACUUACCCAACCUAGACAAAUUUCUUAACGUUUUGUACUAAGGAAGCAUAGAGCUGUUUAUCUUAAAUGUUUUGAGGAUGUUGUUCUCUUGUUUAUUUUGGGUCUGGUGUGAAGGUUCAUUUAUCUAAAAAACAAACUGAAGUUUUAUUUUUAAUGUAUUGAAGGUAUUUUUGUAUGCACUUGCUAGAUUUAUUGACUUGCAUAUAUGCAGUUUUUAAAGAGUAUCAUAUUUUAUGUAAAUCAACUUUAUAAAUAAAAUCUAUUUAUAAUA
This is a messenger RNA of Ahaetulla prasina, 2423 nucleotides long. RefSeq names its product achaete-scute family bHLH transcription factor 2 (gene ASCL2). Bases 797 to 1549 code for a protein of 250 amino acids. Gene Ontology annotation, molecular function: DNA-binding transcription factor activity, RNA polymerase II-specific; protein dimerization activity; RNA polymerase II transcription regulatory region sequence-specific DNA binding. Gene Ontology annotation, biological process: neuron differentiation; regulation of neurogenesis; positive regulation of transcription by RNA polymerase II. Lineage: Eukaryota; Metazoa; Chordata; Lepidosauria; Squamata; Colubridae. Gene Ontology annotation, cellular component: RNA polymerase II transcription regulator complex. The record is from RefSeq and is a predicted model, not a curated record. The transcript is spliced from 2 exons.